AUGCAAAACGUACACGCGUGGGCCGAACGUCAGGUAAACCGAGCAGCGACGUUUAUCCGGAACGUUUCGAUGAGUAUUUCGACCGAGGAGGAGGAGCAGAUGAUCGAGAACCAGUGCGUAAUUUAAUAAAACGUUGUGAGGGGCAACGUACCGUAUGACACGCCUUCAGAUCAGAAACUCUUUUUCAAGCGCAUUAGUUUAAUUGGCAUUGUGGAAGCAGCAAAAGUUUCGUAUGGCAUGCGGCGAUAUUUAUAGAGAGGCCUUAAUAAGCUUUGAAAGCAAGCAACCCUUUUAUGCCUACGGCUAGAAGUUAAGGUCAUAACAUGAAACAACAUUGCUUGACGUAUUACGAAUAAUGCGUGUUGUAUUCGUGUGUGCAUAGGCUGUUUUCUCACUAUCUAAUUUUCCUUAAAGUUAUUUGUUAACUUUUUUGCCAAUGCGGCGUCUAGGAAAGCAUCAUGGCCGGUUACGUCGUUCGCAUCGGUAAGAUACGACCGGCCGUCAUUGUCAAAACAAUAUUUCGGCCAUAUUAUGAUAAAUGUAAACUUUAGAGUACAAGCAUCGGAUAAUUACUUCUUCGAACAGUUUAUCUCGUCACCGGUUGCUGACGUCGAACCGCCUGGUAACGAUGGCCUUACCAUCGUUCGCUUGUCAAUCAACGAUGACCAAAAGGCCCUCGAGGUAGGCCAUUUACACGCCCAUAAAUCUGACAGAACUAACAAUUUUAAUACGUUUUGCAUAUCCUAACGUCCACUUAUUUCUUCAGAGUCUGUAUGUAGAAGCCAUUUAUACUAUCGUCCACAAAGUCGGCAAGACAUCCACCAUUCCCGAGCAUACAUUAAUCAAGUACGCACAGAAUGCAUUUCAAAUUAAUGACAAUAAGCAUGACGAACUUAUGGACAAAGCCAGGCGCAGCAAAGUAAAACUUAUAAUAUUAUUCAUAACUUGUUUUAAGAUUUUUUGAAAUUAUUUUAAAUGCGUUUCAGCCUCCCAUCGUGCUACUGAAUGUGCAUCUUCUUGAAGCCAAAGACCUCAUCGCCAAAGACAUUAAUGGUAAGACAAAGUUACGGUAGCUUUACCUCUUUUUAAUAUCACAAGACGUUUUGGUGUAAACAGUAAACAACCGAAAAAGUAUUAUUUACCUAUGGGAACAUAGAAAUAACAAACCCAAAAUACAAGGUAUAUUCCCUAUGGUUAAGUUACACGUACAGAGAAUAGAAGCCCGAAAAACAAAGCUAGAUUUCAGUAAAGAAGCCUUUCAGCUAAAACCUUUGACACAAUUAAAUCCACUCAGCUAUGCAAACAUUAUUGUAGGAUUCAGUGACCCGUUCGCCAUGAUGGGCGUCGUCCCGGGCCGAAGAGGGAAGGACGUCCCAGAUGAAGGUAACGACAGUGGAGUAGAUGACAAUCCCCCACCUCUCUCCCCCAAUAACAGUUCAGGUCAAGUGAGUCAGUCUGCCUCCAAUCAACGUCGUCAUUCCAAUACGCGCCGCACCAGUCUCUCGGUAUUGACAGUUCGAGUGUGACAUGGGAUUAUUUCCUUUCUUUCUUUCGGGUACUUUGGUACACUUCCGAGACUGUUUGCGGUGCUACUUUUUUUCGCUACUAUUACUCGCAUCUGCUGUUUUUCUCUCAGUAUCACGUUGUUAUUGCUCAAACUUUAGCAAGCCGUCCAGAAGCACGCUGGCGUCUUCCACAGAUUCGGCGGAUCGUUCCGUCGAAAACUGGGAUCCGGAUCCAAAAAAGGAAAGAACACGGAAGCCAAAGCCAUACCAGCCAAACUCAUUAAAGCCUCGUCAGUGCAGCACAAGACUUUGUUCCCCAAGUGGAACGAGAAGUUUCAAUUCAUAGUUGAAGAUGUUGACAGCGAUAAAUUCCAUCUUGAUAUAUGGUAAGUAUUUAUAAGCCCCCCCCCCCCAAUUAUCUUAAAUUUUUUUUUUAAAUAUUGUUUUAGGGACCAUGAUGACGAAGAAAGCAGCGUUCUAGAUGCAGUGACAUCGCUCAAUCAAAUCAGUGGUUUAAAAGGGCUUGGCCGGUACUUCAAAGAGGUUACUCAGAGUGCUAGAGCAGAUUCCAAUGACUUGUUGGAUGACUUUCUGGGUUCAAUAACGUUGAGAAUCAAAGUAAGUAACUAAUUACUUUUCUCAAAGAUUAAUAAUACCACUUUCUCAUGAUUGUUAUGUUAAUAAUUAGGUUUUGGAAGUAAUAAGACCGUUUUCAGGAUGUACCAUCAACAGGAAUGGAAGAAUGGUUCACUUUGGAAAAAAGAUCAGAGAAGUCAGACGUAUCUGGUCAAGUACUACUGCGACUUUGGCUGAGUACUAAAGAAGAACGAAUGAGUGAACAAGAAGACGACUCUCUAGAUGUGAAACAACAUAUCGAGCUGAUCAGACAGUUCGCGCUCCAAGAGAUCCGUCUUUCAGGAGUGAGUAAAUCAAAAUUAUAACCAUUCAAUACUUAAUAUUAUGCUAUAUCCUUGCUUUUAGGCCCCUGUCAGCUUCUUCCAAGGAGAUCUUCCAGAAACCGCUAAUAUGAUACUUCAUCAGCACGCUGUCCAGGGUGACCUAAGUGAAGUUCACCAAGCCAUGUGGUAAGUGUAUAUCUUACCGUACUAUCUGUGUUUAGUCAAUGGCUCGCAUACAGUGCAAUGAUCAAUAUCGGGCUCUCAUACGGGUUUUUAUACGAGAUUCUCCGAAAUUUGAUAUCAAAAUGGUUACCUCUGUCGCUAGACAAGGACGAAGAGAAUAUGUUGGCCGAUUCGUUCCAAAAAUUCGACGCACAUUCUCGACAACAGAUACUAGAGCAUAGAAAGCACAUAAAUGUAGAGAAACGUGUACAGUUAGACUCUUUUGGCAACAUGAUACGGUGUAUGAAGCUACUCAGGGAAAGUCAGGUCUACCAGAAAGUCAUGAUCGUUCAAAUCGAGUUCGAACAAGAGAUUCUGAGUCUUCUGACGGUAAGAAAAAUUUCACAAAAUUAAAUAAUAACCUUUACAGAAAAGUGCCGUCGAUUACUUUGAAUACAUUGUUGAAAAAGAAGAGGGGAAAAACGUAAGUUAACAUAACCGCUCGCUAGGCUCUUCUUAUAUUAGAAAAAUUCCGUAAAUUGAUAUUAUGCGAGCUUCUAAAAUAAGAUAAUCAAAACGUUUUAGGACCCUAUCAAAGAGCUUCUGAAUGUCCUAUUAGGAUUAAAUCAAUCCUUAAGGAGAGCUGCGCAAUUUGAACCUAUCAUCAAACAAUGUGCGUUGGUAGAAUACUUUCCACCAACCUACAAAGAGUUCGAUCGUCUAGUAAGUUUUAAACCACAAUUCCGCAAAUUCUUUAUCUGUCAUUAUUUAAAUUGUAAACUACAGUACCCUAAGACUUUACUUUUCAGUUAGCAGAGUACAUCUCGGCCGAACUCAUGAAUUCUAAAGCCAACUCACUGAAGAUUGCCUUACAAAACGCUCCAGACACAGAAUCCGGCUUAGUGAUGAUGCUGAAGGUACACCUAGAGUACAGCGAGUUUAGAGAGUUCAGGAACAAAAAAGUAAAGAACAAGUUGGACGCCAUUGAAUGGAACCAGAUGUUCGACAAAGCCAUAUCAAAGUGGUUCGACUUGGCCAGGGUCAGGGCGUUCGCUCGCGUCGAUGUCGCCUGCCAAUUAGACGCACAAGUUCAGAUCCCGUCCAAUGAAAUCAGACAUACCAGUUCGUAUAUUGAUGUAUGUCAUGUUAUCGAACAACUGAUUAAUACGUGGGACCGGAUGCGAGUAGAAGACGUCAUCUUGCGAGUAGACCUGACAGAGAAGGUAGUUCAAACUAUAUGUAAGAUAGCCGAAUACUACGUGGACCGAGUGAUGGCUCAGCUGGCGUCUGACGGCUUCUGCGGAAUGCUCCAUCCGGUAUUACCUCCAGCCAUAAUCAAUAUUGUAAGUCUUAAUACAGCUACUCACUUCACAAUUUACAAACGCUUUUUGAAAGGAUAACGUGAAAUCUUUAAAAAAUCUAUUUCAGUUCUGUGCAUCGAUUAACAAUGCUGAACAAGUACGCAGAAGUCUAACAAUUCAAGAAAAACUAAAACUAGAUGAGCUUACCAACUCCUACUCGAAGGUGACAAAACAAAAGUGUGAGUGGAGGAAGAAGGUAGAGAAAGAGAUAGAAAAUUGCGAGAAAUACAUCGGAGAACAGAUAGACUCUACUGUAGAACGAAUGGUACAACGUCAGGUACCACAACUCAAAAAGCACGUGUUUCACUUGGCCUGGAGUCCGGCCGCGUGUCCCGUCGAACAAUCCCUUAAACCACUUACUGAUAUGGUACGUACAACUCAACAAAGUUUUCAAAAUUAAAAGAAAUAAUUAGCUAGACAAAAAAAAGAAUGGCUGUUAACAGCCCUUCAAUGCACUUUAACUAACCAUAACAUAAUCUCCCUGCUCAUAAUUGUUAAAAAUUUCAGCUUGACACCGAAUUGUCAACAGUACACAGAGUUCUGCUUCACAGAAACUUCGUAAGGAUAAUGUACGGUCAAGUCAACGCCCUAGUAAAACUGCUUCAAGAAUGUAUAAAUGAGAACCCAGGCCUUGAACCAGGCUUCUACCAACGGCUGGCAGAUGCCUGGAACAUCAUGAUGGACUUCUUUCACGCUGGAGGCAAAGGAAUCUCAAUGGAGACCUUCGCUUCAAUCCCAGCUCACAAGACCUUGGCUACACAGUUGUGUUUAAACCAGCUACCUACGGUUAAACUAAUCGACCGGUACUACUUUGACCUUCUGAAGAUCCAGAACGACGUCAACGAAUGUAAAUACGGUAUUCUAAAUGUCCGAGCUUACUAUAACCCCAACUCACAAACGCUCGUAAUAGACGGUAAGCUACGGUAGCACAAAAUACAGUAAGCAAACUUUAGUAAUUGGUGCCAAACAAGUAAUUCCCCUGGAUUCAAACGGUCUCAGUGAUCCAUUCGUAGUAAUUGAAGUAGUACCACGCCUUAGAUUCCCGAACCUUCAAGUAGGGAAGACCAAAGUUGUCAGCAAAUCACUGAACCCCAUCUUUGACGAAACCUUCGAAUUGUAAGUGCAACAUACUCAAGUUAAGGUCCUUCCAGUAUCGUUCCGCCAAAAUUGCCUUCUUGUGCCAUAAUUCACUUCGUCGUGAUGGACCACGACCUCUUUAGAUCAAAUGACUUUGCGGGAGAAGCCUUCCUCGACUUGCACGAAGUGCCCGGCUUUGGUACUGCUGGAGUAUCUAAUACUCUAAAGCAGUUUAACCUUGUCCUCAUUCAUUCUUCAACCAAAAGUAAGACCGAAUGUUAUCAUCCCUUAGCCUCUUGUCAAUAACUCGUAGAAUACCAUCUUAACUUAACAUCAGUUUAGCUUUCAUUUUCGGCCCAAAUAUUAUUAACCUUUGCUUUGAGGUUACUUCAAAUUAACUGUCCACCCUAAUUUCUAUCAUAUUUCAGACCAAGGCGCGCUAGACGUGUUGGAAAGUCGAAAAGAAGAUAAAGACGCUCAGGACUUCGUUAGAGCACUUCAAGUCAGCUACUAG
Molecule: messenger RNA, 5518 nt
Organism: Bursaphelenchus okinawaensis
Lineage: Eukaryota; Metazoa; Nematoda; Chromadorea; Rhabditida; Aphelenchoididae
Source: the annotation of a GenBank genome assembly